This is a messenger RNA of Protopolystoma xenopodis, 222 nucleotides long. The record is from the annotation of a GenBank genome assembly. Lineage: Eukaryota; Metazoa; Platyhelminthes; Monogenea; Polystomatidea; Polystomatidae.
ACCGCUGUUUUCUCCAGUGAAAAAGGCCUCCUUACUGAAGCUAUGAUGGAAGAGAUAUUACUGGCUGCAAUACAGGCUAACCAACGUAAACAGAUCUGGCGUCAUCAUCGUCUGCCCGGGUAUAUUAGCCCAGAUGAGCCGAAUCAAGGAGAUAGCAGAAUUCCUUUAGGCUUGACUAAAGCCGAAAAAACGGACGGCGAAAAGAUUGUUAGUUCUGCGUAG